Molecule: messenger RNA, 891 nt
Organism: Triticum dicoccoides
Lineage: Eukaryota; Viridiplantae; Streptophyta; Magnoliopsida; Poales; Poaceae
Product: mitochondrial import inner membrane translocase subunit PAM16 like 2-like
Exons: 4
Coding region: 192-542 (116 amino acids)
Biological process (GO): protein import into mitochondrial matrix
Cellular component (GO): TIM23 mitochondrial import inner membrane translocase complex
Source: RefSeq, a predicted model, not a curated record
UCAUUCCUCCUCCCGAUACGAAUCGCCGGCCCAGCGCGAACCGAUCCAGACGCGAAUUGGUGAGAAGCCAAGGAAAAGAAAAAUCCGGAGCGCCACGUACCCCUUUCUCCUUCCUCCCUCCCGCAGCUGCGAAUCUCCUCCGGCGCUGCCUCCUUCCUCGGAUCAAUCGCAUCUAUUGCGAACGACCAGCCAUGGCCGGGAAGCUAAUUGCAAACCUUAUUGUCAUGGGCUCUGCGAUUAUAGGAAGAGCUAUGCUUCAGGCAUACCGAAAAGCACUUGAAAAUGCAAAUAAAACUGGUGUGGCCCAUGAAGCAAUCAACAAUAUCCGUAGGGCCAGCAAGACAAUGACCGAGCAAGAAGCGAGGCAGAUAUUGGGUGUGACUGAGCAGUCGACAUGGGAAGAGAUUGCACAGCGGUAUGACAAGCUAUUCGAGAGAAAUGCGACAUCUGGGAGCUUUUACCUCCAAUCCAAGGUUCACCGGGCCAAGGAGUGCCUAGAAAACGUGUACCAAAAGAACAAGCAAGAUGGAACUCCUACCUGAAAUUCGCAUCUUUAGAAUCCACUGCCUAGAUACUGUAACCUACUAUACGCCCUUUGUAUCAAAAAACGUAUAAUAUUUUGAUACAGAGGGAGUAUAUUCUUUCCCCCCUCUUGAGAAUGUACAUACCAACAAUGGUUGCUGCUGUUGUAUCAUCAAUAAAAAUUGAGCGCAGCGACGGUGAGCUCUUUAGAGAACUAAUUGUAAGCCAUCACCGAAUUCUCGUAUGGCAUUCAGUAUGAAAUUUUGUUGUUUUCAUUUGAUGAUUCCAUGAGCCGUAGCAGCCGUGCUCUUGCACUAUUGGUCCAUUCAGUGGCAUCUUCAUUCAUGUGAAAAUGGAACCAUUUCUUCU